UGCGUGCGGUCGAAAGCGUCCGUGUCGGAGCAUCCUGAACACAGCUGCGCUUUUACUCACGGCCGGCGGACAACCAACCAACGGAAAAAUGAACACAAAUGAUGCGAAGGAAUAUCUCUCCAAGCGGCAAAUUCCCCAGCUGUUUGAGAGCAUGCUGACGGGUCUGAUGUUCCACCGGCCGGAGGACCCGCUGCUCUUCCUGGAGAGCUGCCUGCAGAAGACGCGCGAGCUGGGCGGGGUUGGGGGCGUGGCCUGGGACACCUUCAUCACGCCUGACCGCCGCCCACUGCCCCCCAUCAGCGCCCCACAGGCCAAGAAGGCUGCUGGGAAACUCGAGGGUGCCAGUGGACCGGGACCGGGACCAUAUCGACGGUAUGAGCGGCUGCCCCCCAUCCAGGCCCAGUUCUCCAUCGAGAGCGACUCGGACAUGACCGAGUCGUCCGGCCUCAUCCAGGAGUACGACGUCUUCGACCCUAACAAACCCCGACCGCACAUCAUCUUCGUCAUCGGUGGUCCUGGCAGUGGGAAGGGUACUCAGACGCUGAAGAUGGCGACGCACUAUGAUUUUGAGUGUGUGUCGGUGGGAGAGAUCCUGCGCACCCAGCUGCUUCACCACGCCACCACCGACAGGAAGUGGGAGCUCAUCGCCCAGAUCAUCGCCAACGGAGAACUGGCACCACAGGAGACGACCAUUGAGGAGCUGAAGCACCAGUUCAUGAAGAAGCAGGACGUCAAGGGCUUCAUCGUGGACGGCUUCCCCCGCGAGAUCGCUCAGGCGUUCACCUUCGAGGAGCAGAUCGGUUCUCCGGACCUGGUGAUCCUGCUGGCCUGCUCCAAUCAGCAGCUGCGUCAGCGUCUGGAGAAGAGGGCGGCACAGCAGGGUCGCCCUGACGACAACACCCACGCCAUCGAGAAGCGCCUGGAGACCUUCAAGCACAACAUCACCCUCAUCGCCAAGUACUACCAGGAGCGAGGCCUCGUCGUCAGGAUUGACGCAGAUCGUGGAGAGGAUGACAUCUUCACAGACAUCAGUGCUGUCGUACAAGAGAGACUCUUCCCUAAUGAUAAGGACGCUGUCAAAGGUGAACAUGCUUGUGUGGGCGCAUCUGAACAGCAGCUUCCAUCAACCUCAUGAAGCUUCACCCUCAACCUCCAGACUUCCUUCUGUCUGUCUCUCUCUCUCUCUCUCCCUCUCUCUCUCUCUCUGUCUCUCUCUCUCUCUCUC
Molecule: messenger RNA, 1225 nt
Organism: Sardina pilchardus (European sardine)
Lineage: Eukaryota; Metazoa; Chordata; Actinopteri; Clupeiformes; Clupeidae
Gene: ak5l
Product: adenylate kinase 5, like
Exons: 8
Coding region: 89-1135 (348 amino acids)
Biological process (GO): nucleobase-containing compound metabolic process
Cellular component (GO): cytoplasm
Molecular function (GO): ATP binding; nucleoside diphosphate kinase activity
Source: RefSeq, a predicted model, not a curated record